GUCUCGCAUAUGUGCGACACAUUAGAACGUUGCUGAAUUAAGAGGACGGAACGUAAAAAUUCACAGCAUUAACACCAACUACUCAGGGUUAUUAACAGAAAAGCGUUAGGACAACGUUCUUGAGUGACCAUCUUUGCAAUAGAACAGCCUUUGAAAACAUCCGAAGGGUUCGUGAAUUGACAAAAACCAAGUAUGGUGGCCACUCGACAAGUAUUUUGGAUCGUAAUUGCCCUAUUUGUCUGUGGAGAAGACCAAGCAGUGAAUAUCAGAAGUAGGCAAGUGAGUAGUGUAAGCCGACCGUCACCAACCUUCAGUGCGGAGAUGGUGUGUAAAGUGUUCGACGAUUUUACCCCGGAGCAAACCAAUUUUUGUAUGAAAUACCCGCGUGUUACGGCUGAGAUUGUGAAUGGCAUUCAAACAGGAUUACGAGAAUGCGAAAGGCAGUUUGCUGGUCACAGAUGGAACUGCACUUCAAGUUAUCGUGAAUUUACGAGUUUUGGCCAAAAGAGAGCUGUUCAGGGUACGCAAGAAGCGGCAUUCCUGAAUGCAAUCGUGUCUGCUGCAGUUGCUCACUCAGUGACAUCAGCUUGCGCAAAAAAUAACAUCACAGGUUGUGUUUGUGCGGAGAGUAAAAGACGCAGAACAACUCAGGAAAUUUGGGACAGCGCAGGAUGUACUAAUAACAUCGCACAUGGCAUUGACGUCUCCAAACGCUUUUUAGAUGGACCCAGUGGCUUGAUUAGGAAUAAAUAUGAACUUCAAGUGAAGCACAACAGAGAGGCAGGGCGUCAGGCUGUUCUUAGAAGUGUGGGUCAGCGCUGCAACUGCCACGGAGCAAGCGGAUCAUGUUCCUCAAAAACAUGUUGGGAAACACUUUCCUCAAAGUUUGAACGAGUUGGACGUCUUCUCAAAAACAAAUAUAAAGACGUAAUUCGAGUUGAGCCAGCGUAUAUCCUUUCCCAAGAAGGAAACGUUCCAAAGACCCUAAUUCUUCCUGACACUCGCUUUGUUAAACCACCUAUAGAUAAGCUUGUGUAUUUGGAUAGAUCCCCAACAUACUGUGACCCGAUAAAAGAUAAAGGAGUUGCAGGCACAAGAGGAAGAGUUUGUGAUGAGACGUCCAACGAAUCCCAUGGUUGUGGCGAAUUGUGUUGUGGUCGGGGCCACAAUACGAUUGUUUUCAUUGCCAAAAAACAAUGCAAAUGUCGAUUUCAUUGGUGUUGUGAAGUGAAGUGUCAAACUUGUAAAACAAGGCAAGAACAGACUGUUUGUAAAUAAACAAUACCCUAUGUGUAAGUCAUAGCUUGUAAGGCAAAAAUUUUGGUGAUUAUUUGGCAGUACAAAAAAGGUAGCGUCUUGCGCAUUAACAGUCCACGAACGAGUAUGAAUUCUGACAUCGGGCAGGUCGCAGCCGGAUUUUAGGACUAAAAAACCUCGCAACAAUACCCUUCAUGCAUGGCUGUCCCUUUUUAAACUAUAUGGCUACUUGUCCGAAACAAUUAGUUGUCUGCAUAAACUUUUAUUUGAAGGAUAUUUUAGUGCGAAUAAUUCGUUGCUAGGCUUGUAAUUUUGAACUGAGUUACUUAUAGGUGUACUGGUAAACUGCACCCCCUCCCCCCCCUUAGUCACACCAAAAUGGAUUGUUUUCACCAAAAAUAGGCCAUAUGCUUUAAGUCUGACGUUAAUGCGAUUUGAAGAUGGCUUCCUAAUAUCAGCAAUACUCGGCAAUUCGUAUAUGCAUGUGAAUAUGUCUCUUUUUUAGCCUAGAUGAUGAUCCAGUAUUUGUAUACUUUAAAUUACGACAAUGCCAUGCAUUGGGAAGUAGCGUAGAACUUAUUUAUUCACUGAUUAUUAAAAGCAUUUUAUUGUUAUACUCAAAGUAGUAUUCGCAGGAUUAGAAGUGAAGACAUACCUGAACUGACCUAUACUAGCCAAUAGAAUAUUAGAACGUCAGUUCCGAGGUAACAUUUUAGUUAACAGCCGAGAUGAACAGAAUGUUCCUCUUGACUCUUACCUUCCUGAGCAUAAAGUAGUUUAUUUUAUAAUAUAUUAAUUUGUAAAUAUAUAGUUGAGCCAAAAAAUUGGUUUUUUAAAUUGUGUAAAUGUGUUAAAAUAUAUUCAACAUUUUUAUAUUUUAUAAAUGAUUAUAGUUUGGAA
Molecule: messenger RNA, 2157 nt
Organism: Dendronephthya gigantea
Lineage: Eukaryota; Metazoa; Cnidaria; Anthozoa; Malacalcyonacea; Nephtheidae
Product: protein Wnt-7b-like
Exons: 5
Coding region: 193-1278 (361 amino acids)
Biological process (GO): neuron differentiation; multicellular organism development; canonical Wnt signaling pathway
Cellular component (GO): extracellular region
Molecular function (GO): frizzled binding; cytokine activity
Source: RefSeq, a predicted model, not a curated record